AGAGGCUAGAUUGCCACCGAACCGGAAAUGUUAAUCACGCCUGCCAUUUUGGAGUCUCAAUGCCACUCUAAUAUGUGUUAUUUCCAUUUUGUCCUUAAUGAAUAUUUUUUAUUUAAUUAAUUAUUAGAAAUUAAAACGAAAAAAAAACAAAAAGCAAAAAAAAUGGAAGCAGCGAGAACUCCGCCAUCUUCUUCUUCCGAAGAUAAAUCUCCUUCAUCCAAACGCCCAAAGUUGGGAGAUGGCGGCGGCGCUUCUAUCGAGAACAGUGAACCUCCAACCUCCGGAGAAGCCAAGAUUGCGGCGGAACCACCACCACCACCUGUUGCGAAAGACAAUGAAAACGGUGAUGGAAGUGGCACUAGAAUGGGAGAGAACCAGCAAAUUUGUGAUGCAGACCAAGAGGAACCUAUAGAUGGUCAUUCCAUUGAUGUUGAGGCCAGUCUUGAUCUUAUGGGGACAAUGGAACAAGACCUUCAAAAGGAGGUAGGAAAUGCUGAUUUAGUCAUGAUUGAUGACCAAGAGAAGGAUCUUGAGAAAGAAACUGAGAUGGGAACCAAGGAAAAAGAUGGUGAUGAGGAGGCUAAAUCUGAGAAGCCUAAGAAGAAAAAAAGAUCAAAGAAAGGCAACACUCCGACUAAAGUAGAUGCUCUAGUUGCUAACAACGUUGUACUUUGGUUAUAUUAAUUUCGAAGUAAAUAUAUGAUAUUAUUGAUAACCAUUUUUACUUACAGAUCUAUAUGUUUUACAUGCAAAGUUAUUCAAUGAUUUGGAAAAUAAAACAUGUAUUAGUAUUUGUCAAAUUUAUAAAACUAGGUUCGACUGGAUACAACUAAGAACAUAUCUGUAUUUGAAUUC
This is a messenger RNA of Arabidopsis lyrata subsp. lyrata, 855 nucleotides long. RefSeq lists its product as uncharacterized. The transcript has 5 exons. NCBI's taxonomy places the organism in Eukaryota, Viridiplantae, Streptophyta, Magnoliopsida, Brassicales, Brassicaceae. Bases 163 to 684 code for a protein of 173 amino acids. The record is from RefSeq and is a predicted model, not a curated record.